Apis laboriosa (Himalayan honeybee) is the source of this 3854-nucleotide messenger RNA. It is a transcript of the gene Ance-3, whose product is annotated as angiotensin-converting enzyme-like. Gene Ontology annotation, biological process: proteolysis. The transcript has 13 exons. Lineage: Eukaryota; Metazoa; Arthropoda; Insecta; Hymenoptera; Apidae. The record is from RefSeq and is a predicted model, not a curated record. Gene Ontology annotation, molecular function: peptidyl-dipeptidase activity; metallopeptidase activity. Gene Ontology annotation, cellular component: plasma membrane. Bases 16 to 2250 code for a protein of 744 amino acids.
CACCUCUCGCCACGGAUGACCUCCCCCGUGGUCGAACUGCUUCGCAGGGAUAAAUGUACACUUGGCGUCGGCCACGAGGCUUUUAGCAACGGCAGAACGAAACUGCCGCUCGUCAACAACAAUCAUCGCCGCGUCUCAUUGUCCAGAAUCGUUGAGAUCGACGACGGCCCCAAAAAGAGAAAUUACGUGCAACGUUCGGCCGCUAAGGGGAUGAAAAGAUCGGUAGUAAUGAUGCCUUCUUGGAUUCUUUUCGGUUUAUUUUCCUUGGUUCACGGUCAGCUGGAUAUACCGUCGUUGAAUGAAAAUUCUCGCGAUAAUUUUGGCAGGCGACUUCCACCUACGGAAGGCGAGUUGCAAGACAUUUUAGCCAGAUUGGACUUCCUUGGUACCGAGAGAUGCAGCGCAAACGUGGCUGCGCAAUGGUCCUACGAAACGGACGUGAACGAAUACACUCAGAUACAGGCGCUCGAAGCUCAGAGAAUAUACGCAGACUUUCAGAAUCAGGCUUGGUUCCUGAUUUCGAGGAUCGAUAAAAAUAAUAUCAGAGAUCCUGUGAUCAGAAGACGUCUCAGAUAUUUGUCUGUGGUUGGUCCAUCGGCUCUUCCACCCGAUCAAUUGGACAGGUACAAUCGCGUGAUCAACGAUAUGCUGGCAGUGUACAACGAGGCUACCAUUUGCGCGUACAACGAUCCCUUCCGGUGUGGGCUGCGGCUGUAUCCAGAUAUAUCGCAGAUCAUGGCGAAAAGUCGCAACUGGGACGAGUUGCAAUAUGUUUGGACGGAAUGGAGAAGACGUAGCGGCAUGAGGAUCAAGGAUCUGUAUCAACAACUUGUCACAUUGAACAAUGAGGCAGCUAAACUAAACAAUUUCACCGACGCGGCAGAAUAUUGGAUGUUCCCUUACGAAUCUCCCAAUCUGCAACAAGAUAUCGAUGAAGUUUGGGAAAUGAUACGUCCCCUUUACGAAGAAUUACACGCGUAUAUUCGAAGGAAAUUAAGGGACUUGUACGGACCCGAGAAGAUCGGCACUCAUACUCUUCUUCCAGCUCAUAUUCUUGGCAAUAUUUGGGCUCAGUCGUGGACUAACAUUAUCGAUAUCACGAUUCCAUACCCGGGAAAAAAUAAUCUAGAUGUGACGCAGGAAAUGCAGGCCCAAGGUUACACACCUAUCGAGAUGUUCAGAAUCGCCGAGGAAUUUUACUUAUCUUUGAACCUGAGCGCUAUGCCACCGGAAUUCUGGGCCGGAAGUAUAAUCGUCGACCCUGGAGAUCGACCUUUGAUAUGCCAGGCUUCCGCUUGGGACUUCUGCAACCGUCUAGAUUACAGGAUCAAGAUGUGCACCAAAGUCACCAUGAAAGAUUUAAUCACAGUGCAUCACGAGAUGGCUCAUAUCGAAUAUUUCUUACGAUACAGCGGAUUAACUCGUGAAUUCAGGGAUGGCGCCAAUCCAGGAUUCCACGAAGCCGUGGGUGAAGCCGUGGCCCUCAGCGUCGCCACUCCUCGCCAUCUUCAGACUCUAAGUUUGGGUAACAAGUAUAUCGACGAGUCUACAACGGAUAUCAAUUACCUGUUCACUCUUGCCAUGGAUAAAUUGGUGAUGUUGCCGUUCAGCAUCGUAAUGGACAGGUGGCGGUGGGACGUGUUCCGCGGUUACGUCACCAGGGAAGACUACAACUGUCAUUGGCACAGGUUGAUGGAGCAAUACGCCGGUAUCAAGCCCCCUGUUUUGAGAUCGGAGGACGAUUUCGAUCCUGGCGCUAAAUAUCACGUUCCUGCAAAUAUCCCGUACAUUCGGAAUUUCGUGGCAGGGGUUCUUCAGUUCCAACUGUAUCGCGCGUUGUGUCAGGCCGCUGGACAAAGGAGCGUGGACGAUUUUAGGAGGCCUCUGCACAGGUGCGACUUCUACAGAAGCCCGGAAGCUGGAAGAAUUUUAGGAAAAAUCAUGGAGAGGGGCUCCUCGGUGCCUUGGCAGGAGACGCUUCAAGAAGCCAUCGGUGAGGACAGAUUGGACGCGACUGCCCUCAGAGAAUACUUCAGGCCCCUCGAAGAUUGGCUGAGAACGGAAAACUUGAGGACCGGCGACGUGGUCGGAUGGUCUUACGACGGAGAUUAUUGCAAGCGCAGCAUCGAGACCGCCGGUCUCCAAGUCUAUGGAAGCGGAUUCUACAACGGCGGCGUUUCGUUCACCACUACGAAAGCUACUUUACCGGCGAUUUUUUCGAUCCUACUCACAAUUUUGAUACUUUGUUAAGGAAGAAAUGUGUGGAACAGUGGGUAAAGCUUCCACGAGAUCGAGAUCGUUUAAGGAUAUUUUUUUCCGGCAAGAACGAUCGAUACUUUCAUUACAGGAGCCAAACCAGAAACCAAACAGAACACCAAAAUAUUAUAGGAUUCUUGUUAAAUACUUGUAAAAUAUAAUAAAUAAAUCACGCGAUUUUUAGGUGAAAUAUUCCUCGUUUGAAAGAUAUAUUUAUAAUAAUUGAGACAAAUCGAUCAUCAUAUAACACAUAAGUAACAAAUGCUUUUUCCAUGGAAAAUUAUAUUUGCCAAUCUAUUUCUUCGAAAGAAAAAAAGAACUAAACGUUUUUUUCUGCAUCAAAGCUUCGAUAAAUAUUUCAGAAUCUUUUGAAAUUUUUCUCAAAAUCUAAAAAGAAACGAGAAAGAAUCAGAGUAUAAUUGGUCAUAGAGGAAUCAAACGAGGAAUAACCGAAAUAGUCGCACUGUUACAAUUGUUAUUACUGUAAGUAUCCAUUAUUAAUUUAACCACGAUUCAUAACGUGGCAAUAGUACGCGUGCAAUUAAGCUGAUGUGCGAGCAUAAAUCGUUUCAGCGUGUCGAAAGGGUCGCUCUCGCGUCGCAUACGUUGAAAAGCGACACGGCCUCUCCGUUUAAUAAAGGAAAAGAGAUUUACAUCCUUCGUCGUUAAAACGUUCGUCCCGCUAUGCCUUCGAGACAGAUACGAGUUGAUGCUAUUUUUAGCUCCGAAAGCUCGAGCUUGACUCGACGUGUACACGUUUGGUUGUAAAUACGUUUAUCAGUCGGACGAGAUGUCGAACACAAUGGAAUGAUGUUCGAAAUAAUCGAGAAACGCGAUUGUUGUUGUGUUAUAUUUCGAGAAGAAUAAUGGAAUAAUUUUGAUUACUUAGAAUAUUAUUUAUAGAUCCUUCUUCUCAAUCUUCUUCCUCGAAUCGUCUCGAAUGUGAUUUGAAAGUGCGAAGGCAUUACUUUCAAUCUUUUUCUUGCUCGUUGAAAAUUGAAAGUAAUAUUAAAAUAACACAAUGUUAUUAUUAUGUACGCUAUUUCUGGAUUCUAGAUCCUAGGUUCGAUAAUAAGUCUACGGAUACUGGAGUCUCCACUGGGAUAUCGAAAUGGAUCGAAUUAACGAAGAAAUAAGCUCGUUCCCGUAAUUGCGUUUGUAAGUUCGUAAAGGCACAUUGUGAAGGCACUGUACGUAAUUGGGAGAUAUGUUUCAAUCUCAAACGAAAACAAGCCUUGGCCAACGAUCACGUUACAAUUAUCGUUACAAUUAUUUUCAGUGAGUAAAAAAAGAAUCUAUAUUCCGUUUACAGUAUGUGCGUUUUAUUUAUCGAUCGUCGAAUGAGUCGUUAACCCUUGUGUGAAUUAUUAUCAUUUAAAUAUAAGAUCUUUCUCUUUUUCAUCUGAUAAUUUUGAAAGAUCCAAAAGUGUAAUGUUUAAAAGUUUGAUAGAAUUUUAUUAGUGAAAAAUUAUGGAAGUUUUGGGUAUCGACGUAAGGGUUAAGGCGAGUUAUUUUUACAUAAUAUUCAUAGAGAGAGAGAGUAAAUAAUAAUAAGAGAGAAUGUAAACACAAAACCAUUAAAAUAAGCUUUAAAUAAA